CUUGCCUUUCAUCGCCCACCGCUGCCGCCCCAGCCGCCUCCAUCCGAUCUGCCGCAACCAUGACCGUAGACGCCACUGCCUCUGUUGUCAAGAAGAAGCUCAACGGCUUCGUUGGCUUCCACAACCUGCCCAACCAAGUCCACCGAAAGUCUAUCAAGAAGGGCUUCCAGUUCACCCUCAUGGUUGUUGGCGAGUCUGGCCUCGGAAAGUCGACCCUCGUCAACACCAUCUUCAACACCUCCCUGUACCCCAACAAGGAGACCGCCGAGCUGACCACCGAGACUCCCAAGACUGUCGAGAUCCAGACCAUCAGCGCUGAUAUCGAGGAGAACGGUGUCAAGCUCAAGCUCACCGUGAUCGACACCCCCGGCUUUGGUGACUUUGUCAACAACGAGGAGAGCUGGAAGCCCAUCCUCGACAACAUCGAGGGCCGAUACGACGCCUACCUCGAGCAGGAGAACCGCGUCAACCGCAAGCGCACCGUCGACACUCGCGUCCAUGCCUGCCUCUACUUCAUUGCCCCCACCGGCCACUCCCUGAAGCCCCUUGACAUUGAGUUCAUGAAGCGACUGGCUCACCGUGUCAACCUGAUCCCUGUCAUUGCCAAGUCUGACACCUUGACCGAGGACGAAAUCAAGGCCUUCAAGAUCCGAAUCCUGGAGGACAUUGCCUACAACAAGAUCCAGAUCUACCAGCCGCCGAUCUAUGAGAACGACGAUCCCGAGACUCUCCAGGAGAACAGGGACAUCAUUGCCCGCAUUCCCUUCGCCGUCGUCGGUUCCGACCGUGAGGUCGAGGUCAACGGCAAGAAGGUCCGUGGACGCAAGUACCCCUGGGGUGUCAUUGAGGUCGAUAACGAGGACCACUGCGACUUUGUCAAGCUCCGCCAGAUGCUCGUCCGCACCCACAUGGAGGAGCUCAAGGAGUACACCAACGAGGUGCUCUACGAGAGCUACCGUACCCAGAAGCUGGCCGAUGGCGACUACGAAACCGCGACUCUCCAGAACCCCCUGUCCAAGUUCGAGGAGGAGAAGCAGGCCCACGAGGCCAAGAUGGCCAAGAUGGAGGCUGAGAUGAAGGCUGUCUUCCAGCAGAAGGUCGCCGAGAAGGAAUCGAAGCUGAAGCAGUCAGAAGACGAGCUCUACGCCCGUCACCGCGAGAUGAAGGAGCAGCUCGAGAAGCAGCGCGCUGAGUUGGAGGACAAGAGAAGACGACUGGAGACUGGCCGCGGUGAUGCCGGCGGCAAGAAAUGGUUCAAGGGUUAAAUCCACUCCAUGCUGCAGUCUUUUAUACAACCUCCCACGCUUCCUUCCUUUGUUGCCAGCUCUGGCUUAACGAUCAGGUUUUUGACUCUGAUGUACUUAAUAUAGUCGUUCCCUCCCUUCCCACCUCUUGCUGCUUUUCCUCUUCUGUUUUUGAGCCGUUGUGCUGCACUCUUUCGCUCUCCUCCUCCCACCUUGGCAUUGGGCGACCCCACCGUGUUCGUGUUCCCCUUCACUUUGGCUUUUUUGACCAUUUCAACCGGCAACUACAACAAAUACACAAAGGGACAAUAGAAUUCAUGAAGCUUGG
Polychytrium aggregatum is the source of this 1572-nucleotide messenger RNA. RefSeq names its product Septin-domain-containing protein. The record is from RefSeq and is a predicted model, not a curated record. Lineage: Eukaryota; Fungi; Chytridiomycota; Chytridiomycetes; Polychytriales. The transcript is spliced from 10 exons. Gene Ontology annotation, molecular function: GTP binding; molecular adaptor activity; GTPase activity. Gene Ontology annotation, cellular component: septin complex; cell division site; septin ring. Gene Ontology annotation, biological process: cytoskeleton-dependent cytokinesis. The coding region runs from base 60 to 1265 and encodes 401 amino acids.